Molecule: messenger RNA, 573 nt
Organism: Penicillium roqueforti
Lineage: Eukaryota; Fungi; Ascomycota; Eurotiomycetes; Eurotiales; Aspergillaceae
Product: 3-hydroxyanthranilate 3,4-dioxygenase
Exons: 2
Coding region: 1-573 (190 amino acids)
Biological process (GO): 'de novo' NAD+ biosynthetic process from L-tryptophan; quinolinate metabolic process
Cellular component (GO): cytoplasm
Molecular function (GO): iron ion binding; 3-hydroxyanthranilate 3,4-dioxygenase activity
Source: RefSeq, a predicted model, not a curated record
AUGCUUCCACCAGCACUAAACAUUCCCAAAUGGCUCGAAGAGAACUCCCAUCUCCUCCAACCACCGGUCAACAACUAUUGCGUCUACCACCCCUCCGCCACAGCCGGCUACACGGUGAUGAUAGUGGGCGGGCCCAACGCCCGAACCGACUUUCACAUCAACACAACCCCAGAGUUCUUCUACCAAUACCGGGGAUCAAUGCUCCUCAAAACAGUCGACAACUCAACCACACCUGCUACUUUCCAAGAUAUUCCCAUCCACGAAGGCUCGAUCUUCCUACUGCCCGCAAACACCCCGCACUGCCCCGUGCGAUUCAAGGACACUGUCGGUGUCGUGAUGGAGUUGCCGCGGGCUAAGGAUGCAGUGGAUGCUAUGAGAUGGUAUUGCAGGAAGUGCAAGGAGAUUGUCUGGGAGAAGAAGUUCGUUUGUGUUGACCUUGGAACGCAGGUUAAGGCCGUAGUUGAGGAGUUUGGGGCCGACGAGGAAAAGCGCAAGUGUAAGGCUUGUGGGGAGAUUGCGGCGUCGAAGUAUCAGGAUGGGGAAAUUGUGCAACCCCCGACUCAUCCUGAGUAG